AUGUGGAAGAGGACUGACCAUCAGCCCAAGAUCAAAGCGGGGGAUGGGCCUGAGGAUCUGGGGUCAGCUCAGGAACACGCUACGCCGCACCCUCUGGAGCUGUCAGAAUCCCAGAGCUUCCUCGUGUUCGAGGACAUUAGCCAUCACAUCAAAGCAAUGGGGGCCCAACUGGUAAAGAAAGUCAAUGCCAUCUUUCAGCUGGACAUCACCAAAGAUGGGAAGACCAUUCUGCAGUGGACCAUUGACCUGAAGAAUGGCGCUGGGGACAUGUAUCCAGGAUCCGCCAGGCUCCCAGCAGACACUGUCUUCACAAUCCCAGAGCCUGUCUUUAUGGAGCUGGUUUUGGGCAAAAUGAAUCCUCAGAAGGCUUUCCUUGCUGGCAAGUUCAAAGUGAGUGGCAAAGUUCUGCUUGGCCAGAAGCUGGAGAGGGUCUUCAAAGACUGGGCUAAAUUUUAA
Equus quagga is the source of this 456-nucleotide messenger RNA. RefSeq names its product SCP2 sterol binding domain containing 1 (gene SCP2D1). Gene Ontology annotation, cellular component: cytosol. The transcript has a single exon. The coding region runs from base 1 to 456 and encodes 151 amino acids. NCBI's taxonomy places the organism in Eukaryota, Metazoa, Chordata, Mammalia, Perissodactyla, Equidae. The record is from RefSeq and is a predicted model, not a curated record.